AUGCCGAGACAUUUAAAGAUGGAGGGAGGACAACGGAAGGUCGCUGAUGGUUCAGGAUCACCCAGGACAAAGUUCGAGGGUAGAGGCAACACCACCCGCUCCACUGGCAGCUGCAACAAUGUGCAGGAGCAUGUCAGUGUGAGGAAGAGGAGGACGGGUGAUGAUGGAGAGGUGCCCCCCAAAAGGAGGAGGUGUAGUGACCUCACCAAGCUCGCUGAACACAGUGAGGUGUCAGCGGAGGACUCAAGGAUCCGGCAGGGCAAGAGGAAGGCCAGUGCUGAUGCCGGAGCACCUGAAAAAAGAUCAAGGUGUAGCAUCGACAACAGCGACAGCAAUGACCCCAGUGAGCUGUCAGUGGAGGAUGGAAGGAUCCGUCCUGGCAAGAGGAAGGCCAGUGCUGACAGUGACGCACCCGAGAAGAAGAUGAGGUGCAGCUCUGAGUCCUUCAGCCGUCCCACUAGCACCACUGAAUCCAGUGGUAAGCUGGAGAAUGUCAGUUCUGAUUUUGAGGACAAGUACCGUCAGCUCGGUCCGUUGGGCGCAGGAGGCUUCGGCUCAGUGUUCACUGGCCUCCGGAAAUCAGACAAUUUACUAGUGGCCAUCAAGCACAUUCCCAGAGGGUCUGUGAGAUGUGAAAGAGUGAUGUGCAAUGGCAAGGAAUUUGACAUCGUCCUCGAGGUGUUCUUCAUGCUCAAAAUCGCAGGUCUGCCAGGAUCCACUCGAGAAUCUGCUGCUGUGUCCCUGCUGGACUGGUACCUUCGGGACCAGGAGCUGAUCCUGGUAAUGGAGAAACCAAAGGCCUCCAUGGACCUUCACAAAUAUGUGAAAUCCUGCGGAGGAUCCCUGGAUGAACAGGAGGCAAAGAUGAUCCUGAGACAGCUGGUGGACGCGGCCGUGGACAUGCACUCCAAGGGCGUCUUUCACCGGGACAUCAAGUUACAAAAUGUCCUGGUUCAGUUGGACUCGGACGUACCGAGAGUGCGAAUCAUCGACUUUGGCUGUAGCAGCUUCUCGACGGAGGACACUUACACUUCUAUUUGUGGUACCCGUGUAUACUUCCCUCCAGAGUGGUUUAAUUAUCAGGCCCACUGGGCCCGUCCCACCACUGUGUACCAGCUGGGGGCGCUCUUCUAUUCUUUGCUGAGAGGACACAAGUUUUUCACCACCUGGACCUACCACAGCGGCCGCAUUAGGAUCAACCCUGAACUGUCUACAGAUGUGAAGCUCUUGCUACUUAGGUGUCUGGCCAGUGACCCGAUGGAGCGAGCCACGCUGGAGGAGCUACAGAUGAACUCCGCCCUCAGAGAGCUCAGCCCUCCACCCGUCCUGAGGCCUCCAUCAUAA
Chelmon rostratus (copperband butterflyfish) is the source of this 1344-nucleotide messenger RNA. RefSeq names its product serine/threonine-protein kinase pim-2-like. Gene Ontology annotation, molecular function: protein serine/threonine kinase activity; ATP binding. Gene Ontology annotation, cellular component: cytoplasm. The record is from RefSeq and is a predicted model, not a curated record. The coding region runs from base 1 to 1344 and encodes 447 amino acids. Gene Ontology annotation, biological process: regulation of mitotic cell cycle; protein autophosphorylation; negative regulation of apoptotic process. The transcript has 7 exons. NCBI's taxonomy places the organism in Eukaryota, Metazoa, Chordata, Actinopteri, Chaetodontiformes, Chaetodontidae.